Molecule: messenger RNA, 1733 nt
Organism: Uloborus diversus
Lineage: Eukaryota; Metazoa; Arthropoda; Arachnida; Araneae; Uloboridae
Product: serine/threonine-protein phosphatase 6 regulatory ankyrin repeat subunit B-like
Exons: 7
Coding region: 137-1501 (454 amino acids)
Molecular function (GO): protein binding
Source: RefSeq, a predicted model, not a curated record
CGUAUCUUGCGAUCUUGCGUUCUCUCCAGGAAGCAAUUUAGUCCGGAUUCAAGAGUUACAAAGGAUAUCCUCAAAAGGAAAAAGAAAGAAAUCCAGUAUUUUCACGAGUGUCAAGAAAAGAAAAACUGAAUUCGAAAUGAACUCGGCUGAAGAAGCUGUCAGUGCUGUGUCAAGACUUGCCCAGGAAAAUGCCGAGCUUCGAGAGCAGGUGCGGGAACUCUCUGAGAAGAUUGCGCUCGAGAUGGAGGAACUGAAAACGGCUCACGGCAAGGCCCAGCCUGACCUUGAAAUCCCCUGCCCCAGAUGCGGGGAAUCGGAGGCAAAAUUACGAUCCCAGGCCUCGAAUGCAGGCCUCCAAGAAGGGGAGACUGGCAUGCAACUGCAGGAGAGUGGCCGAGGAGCAGAUGGGGAGCUGCCAUCGACGUCCGAGCGUCAAUCCCAAGAUGGCGAAGGACAACCUCCCAAGAGACGCCGGCCGGAGGACGGAGGUGCGUCGGAGACGGACGAGGACGGGAUGACCGCGUUGCAUCGUGCAGCAGCAAGCGGAGACACGAAGGAGAUCAGGGCGCUGGUCAAAGGAGGAAUGGACACGAGGGCGAGGGAUCGAUGGGGAAGGACGCCCCUCCACGUGGCUCUGUCGCUUUUUGAGGAGGGCGCGGCAGAGCUGCUGGCGUUCGCCGACUGCGUCACGGAGGUCACGGAUGACGAGGGGUGCACCCCUCUGCAUCGCGCUGCCGAGUGUGGGCGCGUGAAUGUCAUCCGUAUGCUGCUCGCGGGGGGAGCGGAUGUAAGUGGGAAAAACGGAGAUGGGCGGACGCCCCUCCAUCUUGUCAUGUUCUGCGAGAACGAGGCCGCGGCGGGGGUGCUGCUGGAGGCCACCCCCGAAUGCGACGGGCCGGACAGUUAUGGCCGCACCCCCCUGCACUAUGCUGCUGUACAAGGUCUCCCGCGGAUAGUUCAAUCUUUGGUGUCGAGGGGUGCGCGUUUGAACCUUAAAGAUGUAGAUGGACACUGUCCACUGUACUAUGCCCUGUGGCAUAAUAACGAAAGUGUGGUCUGGGUGCUCCUGGCGACGUACGUUUGGAGGGAUGUCGCGGUACAUUGGGAGGGGAUGGGGCUCCCGCAGGAUAAUUGGGAGCGCGGCAUCCGGCUGCACUUCAUUUGCUCGAGCGAAAUGAGGAAGGCCCGGGUGGUGGGGGGUUGCGGCCUCUCCCUCCGCGACCUCGCCCGACGACACCCUUCCCGCCUGGCCCGGCGCCUCUCCGACGAGGCGAUCCGGCGGCUCUCGGACCGGGACCUCCUGGCGCGGGACUUCCCGCACUUCGGCGACCUUCUCCUCGCCCGGCUGGGGGAGGUCCGGGAGAGGCGGGCCCUGGAGGACCGCUUCCUGCGCUGCUUCCCCCUCCUCUGCCGGCCCCUGCCCACCGCCUGCACCGACGUCCUCCUCGCGUGCCUGGCGGACGACGACCUGAGGCACUUCGCCCGGGCCGCGGAGCUCUAGUCCCCGGCGAAAAAGAAAAUAAAGAUCAGGACUUGAACUGUAUGAAUCUUUUGUUUUUGAAUGUGCCCGAGAUAGUUGACUGAACUUUAUCUGCUGUUUUCGUAAACGAACCCGUUUGUCUUGUCAAGAUGAUUAUUCUGAGACACCUUUCAAAUAGCUUUGUACAUCAUGUGCGAAAUGCUUUGUGUGUAUGAAUCACGUAAUAAAAGGAAUAUUCUAGUCAUUGAUAAAA